AAUCACUACGCGACGCCAGAUCGCCCCACUGCCUCCGCCAGCAACAAUUGUGUUUGACACUGCGCCGCACGCCGCUUGCCUACGUGAUCUUUCGCUCAGUGUGUUUCACUCGUGUAUCCUUCGUAUUUGUUCCGAAGAAGUGUAGUUACAGUAAACUUUGCGCAAAAAUUCAGACGAAAUGAGGAGCUGUUGGCUUAUUUACAGUUUCCUAAUCAUACUCUGUGGAUUCAUCCAGGUGACGAGACAGGAUAGAAAUGCCGAUCCCCUCAUAUUUACCGUGGCAUCAAAUCACACAGAUGGCCUCAAGAGGUACUUAAGAUCAGCAAAAGUCCAAGGAUUCAAGGAGAACAUCAAAGUACUAGGUUUUGGCCAGCCUUGGAAAGGUGGUAACAUGAAAUCUCUUGGCGGUGGAUACAAAAUAAAUCUUUUAAAGAAAGCUUUAAAAAAAUUCAAAAGUGACACAGAAAGAAUAGUUCUAGUUACCGAUGGUUACGAUGUCAUCUUCUUGACGUCCUUGGAUGAUAUCAUCAGGCGAUUCAAAUCUUUCAACGCACGAAUAGUGUUCUCUGCGGAGGGUUUCUGUUGGCCAGAUAAAACGCUGGCGUCUCAGUAUCCGGCAAUCACCAGAGGCGAACCUUAUUUAAAUUCUGGGGGAUUCAUCGGUUUUAUUUCAGAUGUCUACGCUAUGUUGACGAGCUCCAAAGUUCGAGACAAUGAUGAUGAUCAGUUAUUUUAUACAAAAAUUUACCUCGAUCCAGCGUUUAGAGAAAAACAUAAGAUAAAGCUAGACCAUGAGGCGGAGAUCUUCCAAAACCUCAACGGUGCUGUCGCUAAAGUGGAGUUGAGAUUUAAAAAAAACGAAGCUUAUCUCCAGAACACAGCCUACAAUACCGUCCCCAUGAUAGUCCACGGAAAUGGUCAUAGUAAAUUAGUCCUGAACGCCCUUGGAAAUUACCUCGCCAGAGCGUGGAGUCCAAAGGAAGGUUGCUUGAACUGCUAUGCUGGCAUUACAAAGCUCCCCGAAGACCAAGCGCAGACAUAUCCACCUAUUCUAAUGGCAUUAUAUAUUGACCGACCGACGCCUUUUCUAGAGGAAUUUUUCCAAAAAAUUUAUCAUCAGGAUUAUCCCAAGUUCAAACUACAUCUCUUUAUUUAUAACAGCAUAGCCCGGCACGAUUCUGUUAUUACGAAAUUCAUAGGCAACAGUGGCAGUGAAUACAAAAGCGUACAGAUGAUCGGCCAUAAUGAUAGUAUUGAACUUUCCGCUGCCAAAAGUUUGGCCAUGGAUCAGUGUUUGAGAAAGGAGUGCUCUGGGUAUUUUUCAGUAGAUUCAGUGGCUCAUUUGGAUAACGCACAGACACUUAAGCUUCUUGUGGAACAGCAAAGGGGUAUCGUUGGACCUCUUCUGGUGAGACGAGAACAGACUUGGAGUAAUUUUUGGGGAGCUAUUGCGGAUAAUGGUUAUUAUGCCAGAAGUGCUGAUUAUAUGGAUAUUAUUCGGAAUAAAAGACGGGGCUUGUGGAAUGUUCCUUACAUCACGAAUUGCUAUCUCAUUAACGUGACACUGCUCAGCAAUCCGGAGACUCGUCCGGUCUACACAAUCGAAGAGAUUGAACCGGAUAUGGCGUUCGCUAUGACCAAUCGUCAUAGAGAUAUUUUCAUGUACAUCAACAAUCGCUAUGAUUUUGGUCACUUAGUGGAUCCAGACAAUUAUGACCUCAGCCGCAAGCAUCCAGAUUUAUACGAGAUUAUUAGUAAUAAAUUUGACUGGCAGGACAGAUACAUCCAUGAAAAUUACAGCUACAACUUUAGUCCUCAUCAUAAACCCAUUCAGCCGUGUACUGAUGUUUUUUGGUUCCCCAUUGUCACUACUCGAUUUUGCCGGGAGUUCAUCCAAAUAAUGGAGAGCUAUGGGCAGUGGUCAGACGGAUCCAAUCACGAUUUUCGAUUGCAAGGCGGCUAUGAGAAUGUACCAACCCGGGACAUCCACAUGAACCAAGUGGAUUACGAAAGUCAAUGGUUGUAUUUUCUCAAAGAGUACGUCAGGCCUUUGCAGGAGUUGGUCUUCACCGGUUACUUUCACGACCCUCCAAGGUCACUGAUGAAUUUCGUCGUCCGAUAUAAACCGGAGGAGCAGCCAGCUCUCCGUCCUCACCAUGAUUCAUCAACAUAUACGAUAAAUAUCGCAUUAAAUGAAGCUGGAGUCGAUUAUGAGGGAGGCGGCUGUCGUUUUCUGAGAUAUAAUUGUUCGGUCACUGAUACUAAAGUUGGUUGGAUGUUGAUGCAUCCCGGCCGAUUAACACAUUAUCACGAGGGAUUGCAAGUGACUAAAGGAACUCGAUAUAUCAUGAUUUCAUUUGUUGAUCCUUAAAUGUAUUCUGCUAGAUUGAUAAAAAGUGCAAAAAAUAAUGGAUUCUGUAUCCAAAAAUGAUUCUUUUCGAGAACGUUUUUGAAGAUUCAUUCUUUCAGCAUCGGUUUUCAUUCACCUGCGAUUCCACAUGUGUACUAGUGUUUUGGAUGUGGAUACGUUCUAUUGGCUUAUUUAAGGAAACAUUAAAUUCGAAAAAUGUUGAUUUUUGGGAAAAGCAAUGCAUAUCCAUAGUAAAUGAAAACAUAAUAUUGUCCAUGUAAAAAAUUAAAUCAUGAAAAAUAAGACUGAAAAAAUCAAACGCAAACCGUCUACUUACACGGGCAGAAUUCCUGUUUCAGUUGAAGAUUCUCUAUCCGACAAUACAUCUAUUUACAUAUUUUACAGUAUUUAUAUUGGAAACAAUAAGUGUGUGAAAGAAUAAAUUUCUGUAACUUUCCAAUUUUGACUAUUAUGUUCUAUUUCUCCUAUCUCUAAUAGGAGUGGUACUUAUGAUUAUUUCGGCUCUGGGCUCAAAGGAAUAAUACUUAUCAAUACUCUACCGGUAUUUAAAUUCAACUGGAAAAAAUAUUUCUCCAUGGUCAUAUAAACCAAUAUAAUUCAAGAAAUCUCCUCCACCAAUAAAGAAUUCCAAAAUA
Messenger RNA from Diachasmimorpha longicaudata, 3006 nucleotides. RefSeq names its product procollagen-lysine,2-oxoglutarate 5-dioxygenase (gene Plod). Gene Ontology annotation, cellular component: endoplasmic reticulum. The transcript is spliced from 9 exons. The record is from RefSeq and is a predicted model, not a curated record. Gene Ontology annotation, biological process: peptidyl-lysine hydroxylation. Lineage: Eukaryota; Metazoa; Arthropoda; Insecta; Hymenoptera; Braconidae. Bases 179 to 2371 code for a protein of 730 amino acids. Gene Ontology annotation, molecular function: procollagen-lysine 5-dioxygenase activity; iron ion binding; L-ascorbic acid binding.